Molecule: messenger RNA, 1256 nt
Organism: Mollisia scopiformis
Lineage: Eukaryota; Fungi; Ascomycota; Leotiomycetes; Helotiales; Mollisiaceae
Product: CGI-121-domain-containing protein
Exons: 3
Coding region: 501-1097 (198 amino acids)
Biological process (GO): tRNA threonylcarbamoyladenosine modification; telomere maintenance via recombination
Cellular component (GO): EKC/KEOPS complex; nucleus; cytosol
Source: RefSeq, a predicted model, not a curated record
CUAAAAAUGUUCGCUGUAACCUUCCAUGGACUACAACCUGUACUCUUGCGCUAUAGCACCCACAUAUUCACACCUUUGGAACAGUCAUGCCAUCUGAACAAUCUAGCACAGGUUGUCAAUAGUGCUUUUUGGUGUGAUCUCAUAAUCGCUGCAACUUGCAAGCAUCCUACUCUAUUAUCAGCUUCAAAGACUAAGAAUAGUCGAAAGAGCCCACAGAAAAGAACUCCACGUGUUGAGUCCUUGAAGCUCUCUCAACCACAAUCAGGGCCUGAACGCUCCCAGCCGCAUCCUCCCACUGCAAGCCCUCGGACACAAGAACCUGCCAAUCACACCCUCCAAAUACCCUUCCCACAAGGCUGAAGGGUUCACCAACCUCGUGUCGAUUCUUAGGGGUCCUUCGAUCAAGACAUCCUCAACAACAAACACGAGGCAAGUGCUUCACCCGCCGCCAGACGUUGAACCGCACGAGUACCACCACCAACAUAUUCCUCCUCACCAUCAUGGCACUUCUUCAAACGGUGCAGCUAGAGCAUCUCCCGCAAAGCCACUCCAUCCACAUCGCCCUCUACCGCAACCUCCAGAAUGCCGCCUUUCUGCAGCAGCAGCUCUUGGAAGGUAACACGGAUUACGAGUAUGCGCUUAUAGACGCUAGCGUGAUUGUCUCAAAGAUACACGCCUUGGCAGCCGUAUACCGCGCGGUCAACGAUCUGCUGGCGAAUAGGUUACGAAGUCGAAAUGUGCACUCUGAGAUCGUCUUCUCGCUGUCUCCUAACAACAACAUCUCCGAGUCUUUCCGCCGUUUCGGCAUCCAACCCACCACUACCUCGCUCCUUUUAAUUAAAGUCUCAACCCCCACCUCCGAGACCUCACCCAGCGACCUCUCGUCUCGUCUCUCGACUCAGAUACAAGGUGAUGCUGUCCCUUUUACAGAUGAAGAGAUAGGAACGAUGACAGAUUUGGGGCGGGUGAGGAAGAUUUAUAAGUUAAAUGUGCCGGGAGGAGGGGGAAAGAAGAAGGAUGGGAAUACGGCGGAGGAGAGGAGGGAGAUGGAGAUGUUGAUUUUGGGGGCUAUGGCGCUGAGGGGGGCUACGAAUUAGAGGAAUGAAUUAUCUGUCCAGUAUCUUGGCUACUGUGAAGGUUCAUGAUUCUUUGAUGUAUGUCAGACUUGGUAUCCGGGACAUGGAGUGUGGUGCAAGUGCACUUUUCCUCACUUCAAACCCUGGGAGGGGGGCCACCUAUCUGUUCUGGUUUGGAAG